CCCCCCCCCCCGCGCGCCCCUUCUCCGUUAUAACGGAGCGGAGCCGCCGUGCGCACAGAGACCGGAAGAGAAGGCGAGCGGCCGGGCAGAGGUGUGAGGCAGCGACGCCAUGGAGGGAGGCCGCCCCCGCUAUGGAGCUGUUCCUCAGAACACACCUUCAUUAGAUGAUGUUGUGAAAGAAGUUGAGAAACAACAACAAUCAAAAGCUUUUGAAAUAGAAAAAAGCAAAACCAAUUUGUUCCAGUUACAGAGUGAACUCCACGAGCUUGAAAAACAACUGGACUCUGUUUUAACAGAGACUAAAGAAGUAGAAAACCAAAUCUGUCAGAAAGACGUUGCCAUAGAAAACAUCAAAUAUCACUGUCAGAGCCUGGAGACACAAGUUCAGACCUUGUAUCCAGAAAAUGUAAAGCUUAAAUUUGACAUAGAAAUAGCACAAAAAGAUUUUGAGGAGCUGAUAAUAAGGAAUAAUGCAUAUUAUGAAAAGAUAUCAGCACAUAAACACCUCUUUUGGGAGGCAGAAAGCAAAUGGCCAGUUGUGAUUGACCUGCUUAAAAAAAAGGAAUUUGUCACAAAAUUAAGCGUAUCGAAAGAAGAAUUGAUGAGUGAACUCCAGAAUCCAAAAGGAAAUUUGAUCAAGAAAAUGCAGGAAGAAAUUACUCAUUUAUCUGAGGAAAUUUUAGCAGCAAAAGAGAGUGUAAAUACAAAAACCGUCGUACUUGAGGAAGAGAAAAAGGUACAUGAGAAAUUGAAAAAGGAGAUCGAGGUACAAAACAAAAGAUGUGAUGCUAUUCUAAAACGCCUGCGCUGUCAGUUGAAUAUGCUUAAGUCAAAAAGAAGACAAUGGCAGCGGAAUAUUGAACAGAUGGAAAAAACGGCUGCAGAGCUAAGACGCUAUCUUAGCAUCGAAGAUUAGUACACUGUAUCCAUGAAUUGUCCCUGUCAGUGCCGAACAUGGGUCAUCUUCUGCCUGUUAGAAAGGGUGGUUGAAUCUUUUUGAUAUUUCUGGUCUGGUCUUUCCCUUGAAAGAUCCAAACAAGUGAUGCCAAAGGCUAUUUUGGAGUCAGAAUUAACCAGAUAAUCUGCUCAGAUAGAUAUGACUGCAGAAAGUGUCAGACUGCAAGUAGUAGUUUUUUGUUAGUGUCUUUCUUUGUCCUUCUCAGCAUCUUUUGUUGUACUUGACCCAAACAGGAUAUGAAAGCUUGGUGACAAUUCAUAAUGCUUUUCAUGAUUUUUCUUUUCAUGUUGCGAAGAUGCUCUAUUAAAAGCCUCAGAAGUUAGGUCCUGAUUUGCUGAAUUUCUGACUCCUUCCUUUGCAGUAAUUCAUAACAUUGUUUCCAUUCAUUUUGAGGUUUUAAAAUCUUCCCUUCCCUUUUGUUUUUGUCUUUCUGUUUCCUGUCCUGCCCAUGAGGUGCCAGUUCAGUCUCAGUUUCAUCAGUUUCCCUCUUAGCUCCAAAACAGGCCCGUUGCUUCUGUUUUCAAUAAAGAUUUUAUUUUAAAAACA
This is a messenger RNA of Ornithorhynchus anatinus (platypus), 1504 nucleotides long. It is a transcript of the gene CCDC122, whose product is annotated as coiled-coil domain containing 122. The record is from RefSeq and is a predicted model, not a curated record. The transcript has 5 exons. Lineage: Eukaryota; Metazoa; Chordata; Mammalia; Monotremata; Ornithorhynchidae. The coding region runs from base 110 to 916 and encodes 268 amino acids.